Messenger RNA from Oryzias latipes (Japanese medaka), 3402 nucleotides. RefSeq names its product ADAMTS-like protein 2. NCBI's taxonomy places the organism in Eukaryota, Metazoa, Chordata, Actinopteri, Beloniformes, Adrianichthyidae. Gene Ontology annotation, biological process: proteolysis; extracellular matrix organization. The record is from RefSeq and is a predicted model, not a curated record. Gene Ontology annotation, molecular function: metalloendopeptidase activity. Gene Ontology annotation, cellular component: extracellular matrix.
AACGGGGGCCAGGAGGAGGGGCAGCGCCGUGGUUCCAGGACAUGAAUGAAGCAUGUUCGGUACCGGAGGCUUCGCUCUCCCCGCCUGCUGCCUCCUGCUGCUGCCGGCUCUCCCGCUGACCUGCGGCCGCUCCACAGAGGAGGACGUGUUUCAGUGGUGGGGGGAGUGGUCUAAUUGGUCUUCAUGCUCCAGAAGCUGUGGAGGAGGAGUAAGAAGUCAAGAGAGACACUGUCUCAUACAGAGGCUUUCUACCACCCAGAAUGUGAACAGCUCAUAUUGUGUUGGCUCACCAAAACAGUACCAGCUUUGUCUAAAAAAGCCAUGUCCAAGUCCCAGUGUUAGCUUCAAGCAGCACCAGUGUUCCCAGUUCAACUCUAAAGUAUUUGGAAUAAGUUAUUACCAGUGGAUCCCACUUUACUCAGCUGACGACGUGAGCAUCUCCAAUAAGCCAUGUGACCUGCAAUGUACGACUGAUGGUGGCGAGCGCCAGUUGCUUGUUCCGGCUCACGAUGGCACAUUCUGUCAUGAUGGCAAACACCAUGGAGUCUGCAUUGAUGGCAUCUGUCAGCCGGUAGGCUGUGACGGGCAGCUGUACAGCACAAAGGUUGUGGACAGAUGUGGGAAAUGUGGCGGUAAUGGAACGACAUGUCAGCGCGUCACAGGAUCCUACAGGAAGGCAUUCACACAGUUAGGUUAUGUGUUCAUCACCAACAUCCCAGCGGGAGCUUCAGACAUCCAAAUCAUAGAGAGGCACAAGACUGAGAACAUACUGGCCUUGUCAGAUGAAGCAGGACGCUUCUUCUUCAAUGGAAAUCCCGUCUUUGACAAUCCACAAAACUUUCAUGUGGCGGGAACAGUGUUCAAAUACAGACGUCCGAGCAGUGGCUUCUCUGAGGGGCUGGAGUACAUGACCGCUCAGGGGCCCACAGUGCAGGCCCUCAAUGUUAUGUACUACAAUCUGAAUGGAAAACUUUCCCAUAUCACAUACCAGUACACCCUCCCACUUGUGCCUCACAACAUCUCUGCUUCUGAAGCUGUCUCCAGUGGGCCCCCACACCUUUACCUUAACCUCACCACAGAACAAGUACCAGAGACCGCCACAGGGGCCCAGAGUGGCUCCAGGAACCAAAGCAGAUGUGAGGCAUCUGCACAUUGCUUCAACAGCCUUCUUGAAGCAGAGGAACCUUUGGAGGAAGAUGAGGAUAAAAAGGAUGUGUGGGAGGCCCAGACACGGACCCCUUCUCCCUCUACUAAUGGGGUUCGGGUCCACAGACCAGUUGAUGCUGUGUUGAGUGGCAAUGACGUGGUACACGAGAAGGCUUCACCACCGACCGACUUCAGCAGUCGGAGCCUUUACUCUGCUGCCCUCUCAGACGUUGCCCCCUACACGUUACGGGGGGAUUUGCAUCGCAACCAGACGAGCGUUCACUCUGUCAAACACACACUUACAAAUUCACAAGCACCAGCCGCCAAAGACCCGGAUCCUGACGCCCACAAGACAACAGCUGCCCAGAGAGCCGGCACUGACAGCAACGAUGUGCCGCUGCAGCGCCGCAUCAGUCCCGCUGACAUGUAUCGCUGGAAGGUGUCUGCUCACGCCCCCUGCAGCUCCACCUGCACAGCAGGUCUGUCCAGCAGCUUUGCCAUGUGUGUCCGCUACGAUGGUACAGAGGUGGAUGAUAUGUACUGCGAUUCUCUGACCCGACCAGAACCCACCCACGAGUUCUGCAGUGGGAAGGAAUGUCCUCCACGAUGGGAGACCAGUGGGUGGAGCCAGUGCUCUCGGACCUGCGGGGAGGGGCUUCAGUACCGCACCGUGAGGUGCUGGAAAAUGCUGUCUCCGGGCCUCGACUCUUCAGUCUACGACUCGCUGUGUUUGUCACAUGACCUCCACAGACCAGCCAAUAGAAAGCCUUGCUUUGGCCAAAGCUGUGGACCGCAGUGGGAGGUGUCGGAGUGGACGGAGUGCUCGGCACGCUGUGGCUCACAGGGCCUCCGAACGCGAGACGUUCGUUGCUCUUCCGACAGAAGGAUGUGCAACCAGACCUCCCAACCAGCAGACAGAGAGGAAUGUGAGGGGCCGCCCUGUGACCGGCGCUGGACAGUUUCUGACUGGGGACCUUGCUCGGGUGCAUGUGGGGACGGACGGAUGCUGCGCACCGUGACGUGCCGCUCAUCGGAGGGGUUAGUGAUGUCAGAGGAGCAGUGUGACCAAUUACUGCGGCCGCUCACAGUUUACCCCUGUGGUGACAGAGACUGCGCCCCCCACUGGGUGGAACAGGAGUGGCAACAGUGUAAUGUGACGUGUGGGCGUGGCCUGAGGCGGCGUCGGGUGGUGUGUGCAGGCCUGGAAAGAGGCACAUUCCGAGAGUUUCCAGACAGCAGCUGUGACCCAGACAAGAAACCAGAGAGCACGUCUUCAUGCUUCCAGAGACCCUGCUCCAAAUGGUUCAGCACUUCCUGGUCCCAGUGCAGUAAAACUUGUGGAAGCGGUGUCCAAGUUCGAGAGGUGAAGUGCUACCAGGGAGGGGAGCUGGUUACCCGGGGUAACAACUGCUACCCUCUUCUGAAGCCAGAAACUAGACAAAACUGCAAAAUCCAGGACUGUCCUGCAGACGCACCAGCAGCAUCUGUCUCAGCAGACGCGUUCUGCCAGGACAAGCCAACAGCCAACUGUGCUUUAGUCCUGAAGGUGAAGCUUUGCUCACACUGGUACUAUCGGCAGGCCUGCUGUCAGGCCUGUAAGACCCCCCCAAACUGAGAUGCAACCAUCACUAACGUCUCAUUCCCACCCGCCGUGACCUGCUGUCCCCGCCCACAGAGUGGGCCCCCGUCCAGGAUCCAUGCAAAGAGACAGGGAUCCCUUAGUGAUCCGCCAGUUUAGUUUCAAUCUGUCCUUUACAUCGUUGACCCUGAACUGUCAUCUGUACGUUUUUGUUCUUUGACCACCCAAACCUCAUGAAUGCAGUUUGUCCAGAAACACACCAGAGUCUUCAUGAAAACCUUUGUCACUAUCCUGAAUGAGUCCAUGCAAACGUUUUCCUUCAUCUACCUCUACUGUUUAAAGUCUCAGAACCAAGAAGUGAGACUGAGCAUCGAUGGAGAUCUCAUUCAUCCAGGAGGCGAGGAUGAAACUGGACUUAAAGUCUUCUACGAGUCUGUUGAUCUUUUUGCUGGACGAGAGAAAGACUGGAAGGAUUUUUGUCAAACAGGAAGAUGACUCUAGAGAACUCGCCUUAGCUCUGAAAGUUCUGCUACAUCAGUUUUUAGGCCUUUAAGUGGAACAAAUAACACUCACCGAUGCUCAUGUCAUGAAGAAGACUUUUGUUUGUUGAACUGCCUGACAUUUCUGUCAGGCAGUUUGACUUUAAGAUUAAAGCACGACUCAAACAUUGUUAACCA